AUGAAACCAUCAAAGAAUCAUGGAAAUCAACCUCCUCCCAGCAAUAAUUUAGGAAACAAAAUUUCAAAUAUGAGCCAUGGUGAUUUGUUGGAUUUCUUUCUCUCAGAUGUAGCUCCUCCGGCCACAACCACUCACAAUACUGGACUCAACAAUUAUUCUGCUAAUUCCCAAAAUUGGAAUCAUCAACUACAACAACAACAAAAUGCCUCUUUAUUGGUUACUUCCUCAUUACCGAGCAGCAACAUCAGCAGCAGUAGUGGAGGAUUUAAUCCAAGAGCAAGACCAACCUCAUCUGCACAACCAUCAUCAACACUCAAUGCCAAUAACAACCUACCAACAACGAUGAACAACAAUAACGGAAGAGUGAGAGAUGGAAACGAAUCUCAUUCAUUCCAUCAUCAGCCUCAUCAUAAUAACACUCAUCAUGAUCAUCAUCUUCAUCAUAAUAACACUCAUCACAUCAUGCAUCAUGUAACGACAACACCGACAAGCUCCUCAUCAUCUUUCAGUACUAACGUCUCUGCUUCCAAUACCAUCAGCAAUUCGGCAGGUUCACUCAUGCCUCCUCCUCUUGUUUCUAUUGGCUCUACAUUGAUCUCUCAAGUCAAGAGCGUUCCCGAAUUUGAGACGAGUUUUGAUGAUGAUUUUGCAACUCAGUUUGAUAGUCCAACGAUUGUAGAGAGUUCACAACCGCAAUCAUCCACAAAUAUUGUCGUUCCUUCAUUGUUGACUGCUGGCAGCAAGGGUACUACUACCCUCAACAAUCAAUUCGAUCAAAAGCAAAAUAGCCAAGCAACAAGAACGACAACAUCCAUCAGUACUGAAGAAUCUGUAAAUAAUAAUAAUAAUAAUAAUCGACCAUCCAGCAACACAUCAUUACCUCAAAACAAGGUAGAUACAAAAUCUUCCGGGUCACUCUCAUCUGCAGCAGCCAGUCAAAAACAUCCUCAGUUGAAUAUUUCGCUUGAAGCCAUUCAACAACACAAAAUUCAAGAGCAUGGAUCCACAACAACAAAAUCUUUACCCAGUUCCUCCACAGGAGGAUCCGUCGUUCUCAAGAAGGAGCACAGCAAUUUGAGCUCCAACAGCAUAACAGGAAAUGUUUCAACACCACCUGAAAAACCUAUCUCUAGAAUGGAAAGUUUAAAAAAUUUGAAUGAUUUAAAACCAAAUGGAAAAUGUCAAAACAAGUGUCAAAUACCUGGAUGCAUUUGUUAUUGCUCAUUCGAUCAUUCCUCAGAACAGUACAAGGAGUUUAUUGAGAAUGAAAAUGGAGGCGUCGAUUUUCACAUGUGCAGCAAUGCUCACUUUUGUCCAAAAACAUGCUCUCAUCGUGGGUACUGUGAAAUUAAGGCUGAGUCAAAAUAUAAUGAUGUCGGCUUGAAGCAUUUAUGUGGCAAAAUGAUAAAACCUUACAAAUUCGUACAUGACGGAAAAUGUAUGUGUUAUAAUGAUGAGGAUGUUAAUGUCCAGCCACGCAAGCACUUUUGCACAAAGAAAUGUCCUGCUUGCUUGUCCAUAUGCACAAAAGAAUAUGGUCAUGAUAAACAUUCGUUUUGGAUUUCAAAACGAUCUGUAGAUCCAAAAUGUAGACAAAUUGAUUUUGAAUCACUUUCCUUGAAAGAACAAGAAGAAUUAUUGCUUCAUGAUACUGAACAUACUAACAUGAUUAACACAAUAUUUGUGACAGAUUCAAAGCUGCUCAAAAAUAAUGCCAUUGAAAUUCCAUAUAUUUAUCAAAAUCAAGAGAGAACUCUACGAUUUUUCCCUGGUCAGAACGGUUCCAAAUUCACCUGUGAAUCCUAUUGCAGAGUUCUUGGACGUGGUCACACAUAUCUAACACUUUGCCAUCAUGAACAUGCUAAACGAAUUGCAGCGAUUGAAUCAGUCAAUAGCUCAGCAUCGGAUCUUUCAAAAUUGUCUGUGGAUGGAGAUUUUAUUGCUAGCAAGAGAUCUAGCUCCAUGAACAAAUCCCCAAGUCAUGGAGAUUUCAUCACUCCCAAAAACAGUGAUGCAAACAAGAUACAAUUUAGCACACCAAAUAAUACUGCUACAGCCAACAAGACAGGAACAGAGGCCAACGUACCAAGAUCUCGUUCCUUUGGUUCCUAUCUUUCUAAUAUGGGAUCAGAAUCAUCCAUUUCAGAAAUUCCAAAUCUUACUGUUGAGGAAUCCAAGCCAUCUUCCUCUUCAAUUAUUCACAGCGGAAUUGGAGGAGUUCCAAAAAGACCUCCCUCGUCGAACACGAACACAGGAAGCGAUAUCAUUCACAGCGGAAUUGGAGGAGUGCCAAGAGGCAAUUCUGUUAUUAGUAUCACGAGCUCAACCGCAACCAAUACAACUGACAGUGUUAAAGGAAGUACAAAGUCUCAGUCACCAAAUGCUACCACUCAAUCGAGCACAAGUACCUCAUCAAACCUUUUGUCAAUUACUUCUUCAAAUGGUGGACAACCUUCGGUUUCUCCAAGGGGUCUACAAUUGUCACCAAGAUAUGGAAGAGAAGAUUCCUUCAUUAUAGACACAGAUUAUAGUGACUCUGAAAAAGAUGCAGCGAAUGGAUGUCCAUUCACUGGUGAAUUGAGUUUAAUGGCUACAGGACGCAGACACUCGUCAAUGAAAUGCGAACAUAUGGAUGAACUUAAACAUGACAAGUUUUGGGAAUUAUGUGGUUUUGUUGAUCCUUGCAAAAAGGCUUGCAUGCCACCAGACGAGUUGCGUCAGUUCAAUUUGUGUCGUGUCCAAAGCGUUAAUGAUUCAAAUCAAGCAUUGGAGUACUGUAAAAGACACGUUUCUCAUGAGGUUUUAGAUUCUACCUCUCUUGAUUAUUUGGAAGAUAUUGCCUUGUUAGCAGAACGUUUUCCAGCAAGAGAUAACGGUUGCAUUUUCUCGCCCAGUGGACACUUGUUUAAAGCUCAACCAAAUUCUGGUUUCCACCACUAUAUCUUCAUUGAUGUGAGCAAACACAUGUCAAGUCAAGAUUUCGGCCCUUCUCUCCCAGUUUUCAAGCCCGCUACUAAAAGCUUAAAGCAAAGCGAAAAAUCUGAAGAUUAUUCUCAUUUUACAGCCUUUGACAACAGACUUGGCUGUGCCAUCGAGGUUGCCCUAAAAUUUUUGCAAAUUCUUUACAAACUUCGACCUUCUGAUCGAAUGACGGUUGCAAUUUUCACAAAAAAGAAUGUAGAAAUUUUGAUUGACAAUGAAGAAUUGCAAUAUUAUUAUUCAGUGAUCGAUUUGGUCACAAACAAGAUCAAAAAGCCUGAAAAUGAUGGAGGAUUUGAAGAAGUUUUCAACCUGCUAUGUUCGCUCUUAGCCAAACACAAUGUGAGAGAUUCUUCGGACCGAGUGAACAAAGCUCUCAAACCUAAAAUUUAUCUUCUAACAGGAAAUCAAAUCGAAUCAAAAUUCCAGCCAAACUUUGGUAAAACAGCAUCGUCUUCAACAGGUACACCUGUUUGGCAUUCAUUGGGUAAAUUAGAAAGUAUUUCUCUUCAAAGAAAGAAAAAGAAGGAGAAAUCCAAACUUGACGAUGUUCUUGAGUGGUUUGAAUCUAACGGAAUUAAACCAACAUUUGGAGCGAAUGGAGAGUCGGAGCCUUACAUUUCUAUUAUCAAAAUUGGUAGCGAAGGAAAUGAAUCAAAGCUUAAUCAGAUAUUACUUAGAAGUAAGGGACUUUCUACCAUUAUUGAUUCUACUCUUGUCUCUGCCAAUGUAACUACAAAUCUAACUGAAGAAGACAAAGAAGACUUAAAGAAACGAUCUGCAAGAGAUCCUUUCGUAAUGCAAAGGAAAGUGAUUUGCCACAUGCUGCACGAACUGCUCAUGAUUCAUUUGGAACAAAACAAGAUCAAACUCAACGAAAAUAUGAGAAUUAGCGGUGCCAGUUCAGCGUCGUCUGGUAAAUGUGGUUUACUGAUUAAAUCAGCAAUCGAUCAUGUUCAACAUGGCGACAGUAAGCAUGAUGAUGACACCGAUUCUGCUGAUAGCGAUGAGGAAUUGUCAAACUUUGGUUUCUCAAGCUUCAUGAUUGGAAAGAAAGGAGUCACCUCUCCUUCCACUAUGGAUAUACUUGACGAGAUUGAGAAUGUAGAGAGCCCUAAUUUACCUGAGGAUAGUGAGUCCAAAGCUGAUGACACAAAAUCUGAAGAAAAACCAACAGAGUCAAAAGAUCCCAAGGCAGAAGAAGAAAACAAAGAAGAUAACAAACAAAUCGAAAAUGAAAAGGACAAUUUGGAAAGAGAAAAUCUUGCAAAGGAAAUCCUCGACACAGAAAGAGCCUAUGUCACAUCUAUUGCCAAAAUUAUUGAACUCUACUAUUAUCCAUUACUUAAAUAUGUUCCAAAUGUUCUAAGUGAAGAAGAUAGAUCCACCAUAUUUAAUGGCCUUUUGGGCAUUUACAAUUUACACAAAAUUUUAGUGACAGAUUUGGAAGAGCGUGUCAAUGAGUGGCGUAAGGAUCAAAAGAUUGCCGAUAUUUUCAUCAAGCUUCAUCAAACGUUCAAGCUCUACACCAGCUUCUCCACAAAAUAUGAAAUGGCCAUUGAGGCCUUCUCAAAAUACAAGGACAGCCCUCGAUUCCGUAACUUCCUCUAUAUUCGUAGAAAGGAUCCAUUUUCAAAAGGAGAACAACUUCAAAGCUUUUUAAUCAAACCAAUUCAGCGAAUUCCAAGAUAUAUUCUCUUAUUGAAAGGGUUGCUUAAACAUACUCGUGAUCCAAAACAUCCCGAUUUUCAGGAUCUCGUGAGUGCCAUCUCCAUCACUGAAGAGGUCGCGACAUUCCUUAACAAUAAGAUUCGUGAGAGACAAUACUUUUACCGUAUGAAGAGCAUUUCUGAUCGUUUAUCAGGAGUUUCAGACCUCAUUCAACCUCAACGUCGAUACAUUUGUGAAUUUGAUAAGCUCUUUGCCAACUAUGAGGCUGUUCAAAACGAAGAAUGUGUCGUAUUUUUGUUUAAUGACAUUUUUAUUCAUGCUGUGAGAGAAAAAGAGUCAUCUGGUGGUGAACAUUCACACAAUAAGGAUGACAAUGGUGAGCAUAAAAGUAAGAUGUCUCGCAUGAAGAGAAAACUUUCUGUGAAAUCUCAAUCGCAACCACAUAUUGUUCAUCAUACAAAUAAUGCGACCGCCUCUUCUUCCACCACUACUACUCAAAGUGCUUCCACAAGUGAAUUAUCUUCUUCAAGCAUAAACACUUCUUUGACAAUUGCAUCUGAAGGAGCUGGAGGUAUUUCGAGUGAUACUUUUACAGAAAGUGUGGAUGUUAUGGGCAUUAUGGAACAGUCCAAGAAGGACAGAUAUGAAGCUCGGUUUGUACUCGAUUUAGGAGACAUCACCAUCCAUCCCAUGAAUUUUGGCUCACAAAACGACACACGAUUCCAAAUUUCAGCCAUUUCUCGCAAAUUCUGUGUGGAAUAUGUCACAACCAAACCCAACGAAAAAGCACGUAUUCUUUCAUGUCUCAAUACUGCCAUUAAUAAUUUUAUGAAGAGAAAACAAAGUUUCCAGACAGUUAAACAAUAA
This is a messenger RNA of Naegleria fowleri, 5517 nucleotides long. RefSeq lists its product as uncharacterized. Gene Ontology annotation, molecular function: guanyl-nucleotide exchange factor activity. NCBI's taxonomy places the organism in Eukaryota, Heterolobosea, Eutetramitea, Acrasida, Naegleriidae. The record is from RefSeq and is a predicted model, not a curated record. The coding region runs from base 1 to 5517 and encodes 1838 amino acids. The transcript has 2 exons.